AUUUCACACAGAACUCUGCCUCGACAAGAAGUUAACUUCGUAAUGCCGUGUCAGUGAGAUAGCUCUAAUAUAUAUUUCUACAGAGUACAUAAAUAAUUUUAUAACUCAAACAAAACUUGCUUCAUAUAUACAAUGUGUAGGAUCAGUUUUCCUUUAAGCCGAAAAUAAAACUCUUUAUUUCGUGGAAUGUCAUGCUUUAAUGAACUUGUGAGAAUAUAAAUUAAACCCGAGUUAUUACAUACCAUACGAAGGAAGGAGGUUGAAGAUUACGUAGCAGCAGUGGUAUAGUCAGAUUAAUACACGAGAUCAUGGCAGAGAAGGUCGCAUCAGACGAACGCGAACAAACCCCUAUACUGGAGAAGUGUACUAGUGGAGGAGAAGAAGACGAAACUGCGGCAGACAAAACGAUUAAAGCUGAGAAAUGUGCAAGUCCAAGCCUGAAUAUGCCUUACUUGGCUGAGAAUGUUCUCGAGUUAUUCGAUGAUGAAAACUUCCAAGACAAUUUGAAACCAACAAUGAUUCAAAUGAUGUCCGAAUUUAUAAACCAAUCGGUCGCCAAUGAAAUGAAGGGAUAUAAAAUAGAAGCACUGUUAGAAUCUAACAAGAUUCUCGUUGAAAUGCUCGAAAAUAAACAAUCAUUGAUAGAACAUCUAACGGUCGCAAAUGGGCAAUAUGAAAGUGAUAUUAAAACAUUAAUGUCAUUGGAAAAGCGGCUUAUUAAAACGUUCAUGAUAAAAGGUGACCCCGAUGCUUCAACGAUAUACAAGGACUUCGGUACCAGACGACGAAGCGGUAUACCUGAUCCACAGCCUACGUUUGGACAAUCUACAGAAACUGCGAUAGAGACAGAGCAGGAAACAGUAAUGGACGUGGCGAAUUUUCAUGGUGAUACACCUUCGACAGAUGUAGUAGGAUAUCCAAAAAUAUACAAAGAAGAUAAGUUCAUCGAGUCUACCUGGCGCAAUUUAGCAGAUCAAGAAAUAGAUGAAGGAAGAAAAGAAGGUGUUGGAAAAAGGCAUGGGACACACGCAGUUCUUUGUAUUGAUACGUCUGGUAGUAUGAAUGAAGGAAAUGCCUGGUCUCAAGUGAAGCAAUUUUACAAUGAAUUUCUUGAUGGCAUGGAUGAACUAAAGGAGCAAGACGCGCAUCAUGACAAUAUUGCUGUCGUUACAUUUGGUAAAGAAACAAAAGUUCAAAAGAGACUGACAAAGAAUUUGGAGAGCCUCAGAGGAAUCUUAGAUGAUAUCACACCGGAAGGUCCGAGUCCUAUAUUCGGAGGGUUAGUGAUGGCUGCUGCUGCAGUACAGACAUCGAAAUUUUCCUUCGCUUUUGUAAACAACAUGCACGUGCGCCCUAAAAUAAUUUUGGUGACAGAUGGAAUGCCGACAGAGCUAAGCUUGCUUAAUGGUCCAGACAAGGCCGAUCCUAAGAAACUAGAACAGACAAGAAAUGCAAUUUUCGACGAAGUUGCAAAGCUGACAAGAGAGCAAAUCGAUCUACAUUGUAUUUAUGUGGGGGGAAAUGCUGAUCGUACAUUUCUGAGAAGCCUACAAAGCGAGAGUAUAAAAGAACUGAUGUCGUACAGAGACGGAGAAAAAAUGGCAUUGUAUACAGUUGUAAAAUGCAUGCGCGAGGGUGAUCAGAGCUUUGUGCGUUGUGCUGGAGAAGAUGACGCCAUGAGAUCACAGUCGAUGCACGGUGCUGACCAACUUCCAGCUAUGAUGAAAAUGCUAACGGAACUAAUGCCUGGUCAAGGUGCAUCCAGUACCGGCGACUUAUCGAAAUUCCUUGGACUGAAGAGACAACUCUCAAGAGAGAAAGCUAAACCUCCCAUUCCAGGUUUGGAUAGGCGUGCAGGAUACAAGACUUCAACGAUUAUUAUGGCUGGAGACCGACUUGUCAAUGUGUACAAAGAAAUACAUGAUCAAAAACAUCCUCCUAUUGGUACAAGGGUAGAGCGGGGUGAUGACUGGACAUGGGGAAACCAGGAUAAUGGUAGGACUGGUACAAUUAUUGGCCAUGCGACAGAUCCUGAAGAAGACGACGGUCAAUGUUGGGUGCAUGUAGAAUGGGAUGAUGAUAGCAGUCCAGAAAAGGGCAAACAAAAUGUUUAUCGAUACAAAAUGGAUGCAGACAUGGAAGAGGAUGUGAGGGAAUCGGCGGAACGAGACAGAAAACCUCCACCGGGAAAGGUUCUUGCUGUUGGCUGUAGAGUUAAACCUGGAGACCAGUUCAAAGGAGAUAGUGCCAAUAAAGAAGGAACUGUCAUAAGAUUCAUUAAACAUCGUGCAGAGGUAAAAUGGGAUGAUGGUACUCGAGGAAGAUAUGGGUUUGGAAGUCGUGCAACUGAGAUUGUACCAAUUAUGGAUCCAGAAAGAACAGCCUUUGUAGCUCCAACAAAUCCCGAAGUGAAUCCAAAUGUACUGAAAGGAGGAUAUGAUGUCUGGGGUAAUUAUUCAGAUGUACCAACGGUUAAGGUGACAGAGAAGCACAUAAAACGUAUAGCUCAGACGAUUUCUUCUGGUUGGCAGGCUGUGGGUACCGAACUAGGUUUGACAAAUGUCAAGAUGAGUCACAUAGAGAGAGAUAAACGGGAGUCAGUCGUUAAUCAGAUAAUACAAAUGCUGAGCACUUGGAAGCAAAUUACCAAGAAUGAUACACUGGAUGUACUUGUAAAAGCCAUUGUAGCGUCUGGAGUGAGUUAUGAUAAGGACUUGUUACGGAAAAUCAUAAGCGAAAUACGUCAAGAAAAAAGUGCUGUGCACAGUAAUUGAUCCGUACAAAAUCAAGAGAGUCGGAAUUUUUCUAAUUUGUAUAAAUUUUGACAUUCAUUCUGGCAAAAAAAUUUGCAGAACAAACAUAUUCAUUGUAGUGAUUUUAUUUCAAAGCUAUUAGAUCUUGGGUCGUCAAAAAUAUGUGUAUUGAUUAUAAAUCUUCAAUUAUAAAAAAAAUAUCUAUAUAAAUUUAUCGCAAUUAUUAGACAUUGUUUUAAAAGAAACCCUUAUAGCGAAAAUUUAAUUUUUUUAGAAAGUUUUUUUUUGUCUGCUUUGAAUAACCUUAAAAUGUAAACAGAUUAUAAAUGUUUCAGACUUCGAUUAUCUGUUCAACCAAAUCAGUAUGUUCCUGACUUCCGGUUUUUAGUUUUUAAACAAAGAUAAAGUUACACAUCAUGCUACAGGUCUUAACGGCCAGUGGUAGGAAAUAUCUAAAUUUCAAAAAGUCUUAAAUAUUGUUAAUUUUAUGGCGACUUUUUAAAAUUUUCUGUCCUAAAGCAAAAAUAUCUUUUGAACUUAAAAUACAGAGAAACGUUGCUUUUAUGCUAACAAUGAUGUCUUACAUGUUUUAUAACAUUCCAUCAACAAGUAUUUUGAAACGUUCCGUUCUAAAACUUUUAACCUUUACACCUUUUAAAACCGGGUUAUGACGAUAAAUUCAAAACUUAUGAUACUUCGAAAAAACUUUUGAAAAAAAAAAAUGAAAUCGUAAUUUACCAUCAAUGAUGUAUCAAAAUCAUUUUUUGACGAUUAUGCAAAACUCUCAUAGUUUGACAUGUUUUAAGUGUUCAACAAUAUUGUUGAAAUCGAAGUCAGUGGGAAACGUUGUUACAUUAAAGCUAAGCUUACAAUAAGAUUUUACUUCGUCCUCCUAUUGUUUAUUAAUUGAAUUAAAAAUUAGUUUCGCUGUUUCUGAAAUCAUUAUAUUGACAUUUCAUCUUUACAUUUACAACUAAAUUUUAUUCUCAUUUCAUAAGUUUGGUUGAUGAAAUUUAAUUGAAAGGCGUAAAUUUCAUGUCUAAAUCACACUGUCUGCUACUGGCAGCGGCCUUUGAAUGUUGCUUUUUCUGUUGGGUGUUUUUUCCUUUUUUAUACAAUUAUUGAUUCGUAUUUUUUCUGAUACAAUUUAUUGCUUUCAUAUAACAUAUCUUAUUUUACUUGUAACGAUGCAUACACUUAGAGGAAAAUGAUUAUGUUCAAAAUGUUUGGCCAGGGUAUUAAUCAAGUAAUACCACAUAAUAAUUAUAUUAGACAUAUCAUUACCAGCAGUUUUAGAAAAAAACAUUUCUCAGAGAAACCUUCUGAAUGGACGUGACCAAUUUUACAGUAACUCUUGUUUGGCAACUUCAUUCUUUGGUCAGAUAUUUAAGCUAGGGGAACAGAUGGUUCUACGGUUCUAAAUGUUUAUUGUCUUUUGAAGUUUCCGAAACAGUGUAUUGUAUACUUUGUAAAUAGAAAUAAUGAUAUAUUUGUUUUUAUGAAAGGGUGAAGGGAAUUUUGCUUAAUCAAGUUCAACGUUUGCUUUAAAAACAAAGUUUUGCGUUGUAAAUCGUCUGAUUUACACUGUUCAGGGUUCAGAUGCAAAGGGCAUUAUCCAAGCAUCUGAACGAAGGACUAUGGUAAAUAAGAGGAAAAACCACAAUACUGUUUUGUCAUUCCUACAUGCUCGUUAAAUAUUUUGACCUUCAUCCAACAGUCGUAGGUCGCAUCACUUGAGCUUCAUUUCCGUCUUUUUGUAAUGAUGAUAAUUCAGCAUCUAACCAUUUUUCGUUGUUCUGAAAGCAAAUCAUUAUUAUGUUAUACACAAUAUAUGUAUUUGGAUCGUUUAUUAUAAAAUUUGAUUGUUAUGAUUACUGAAUAUAUACAAUCGACUUAAUGGCAUAUCAAACGUUUGAGAAAUUCAAUAUUUUGGCUUUAAUAUUCCAUUUUGUUACAUUUUUUAUCUUUAUUUGCACAUUUGUAUUUAUCCUAAAUCUUGAUAAAUAUUCAUAUAAUAAUCAAUUACAAAUAAGGGAAAUAAAUAGAAAACAGAAUGAAAGUAUAAUUAUACAUAAUUAUCAAGUCUGUAUGUAUUGCCAGUUUCAUUGGUCUAAAUAGAGUCACAUUAUUAGUGAUAAUAUGAGGUUAUUAACAGUGUUGAGUACAAUACGGAAUUUAAUUUCAUAUCUAUAUAAUUCGACCAAUUGAAAGUUUAUCUUUUUGUCACGUAAUAAUACAAUAGAUAAUAGAUUUGUAUUGCGUAAUUUAAAAUGUAUUUAUGGAUUUUAUAAAUGUAACAAAAUUCGAAACAUGCAGUCCAAAAAACGCCAUAUUUUUUCGUACUGGCCAAUACAACUUUUUCAUAUUCUUUAAUGUAAAGAGUAGUUCGGGAUUAUUUCCCUUGAAUAAAACUACGAGUAAAAUUAUAAAAGAAUGCAGUAAUUUUCUUAUCUCUAAACGAAACAGAUAUGUAUGAUCACUCAAUUUCUUAGUGAGAACAUUUCCUAUCCGAUAAUUUCUUUUUAUUUAUUUAUUUUUUUUUAUU
This is a messenger RNA of Mercenaria mercenaria, 5298 nucleotides long. RefSeq lists its product as uncharacterized. The record is from RefSeq and is a predicted model, not a curated record. Gene Ontology annotation, molecular function: protein binding; metal ion binding; ubiquitin-protein transferase activity. The transcript has 18 exons. Gene Ontology annotation, biological process: signal transduction. The coding region runs from base 309 to 2774 and encodes 821 amino acids. Lineage: Eukaryota; Metazoa; Mollusca; Bivalvia; Venerida; Veneridae.